Molecule: messenger RNA, 4969 nt
Organism: Oryzias melastigma (Indian medaka)
Lineage: Eukaryota; Metazoa; Chordata; Actinopteri; Beloniformes; Adrianichthyidae
Gene: abcb11a
Product: ATP-binding cassette, sub-family B (MDR/TAP), member 11a
Exons: 27
Coding region: 461-4381 (1306 amino acids)
Biological process (GO): transmembrane transport
Cellular component (GO): membrane
Molecular function (GO): ATP binding; ABC-type transporter activity; ATP hydrolysis activity
Source: RefSeq, a predicted model, not a curated record
AUGAGAGAUUUGAGCCAAAAAAUGCAGUCUUGGAUGAGCACAGGCUGACAUAACCCUUAUCAGGCUACUUGAAGAGUAGAUAAUGGGACGAAUAAGGCAUAGUUCACCCUGAUAAUAAGAUAUAAGAGCAUGUGUUGACGUUUAGGUUUGCUCAGUGGGUUCUCGGAGACACCCAGGUACUGUACAUUCUUCAUGAGGAAUUCUGCAUUAUUUGAAUUCAUUUUUUCAUUUAUUUUGUAUUUUUUACUGAAGCAAUUGUAUUUUCUGUGUGGUUUAAUGGAAAACUAAACAUUUUAAGCCAAAAGGACUUUUUAAAACUUUAUAAUCAGUAACUUCUGCUAACUUAAUAAGGUUAAAUUAAUCAAACAUUCAUGGUUUUCUCUUUCAAGCAAAGCCGAGUUAGUUUAAAGGAACCAAUAAUUUCACUUUUCUUACCAGGUGAGACAAUAAGAGAGGAAACAUGAAGAAAUCUGACAAUCUGAAGGCAAAUAAGGAAGAUGGUGAAAACAGAAAUGAAAAGAAAAAGGAAAAUGCCCUGAGUGUUGGAUACUUUCAGCUGUAUCGAUUUGCCACCUGGAGAGACACCGCCAUGAUGGUGGUGGGCGGCUUGUGCGCCCUCGUCCACGGCGCCGCCACCCCGCUCAUGCUUUUGGUCUACGGCAUGAUGACAGACACAUUUGUGGCGUAUGAGCUGGAGGUUCAGGAGCUCAAAGAUCCAAACAAGGAGUGUUUGAACGACACCAUCUAUUGGACUAAUGGUUCCAUUUAUGAAACGGAUGACAACCAGACAGUGGCGUGUGGAGUGAACAUUGAGGUCCAGAUGACCCAGUUUGCAUAUUACUAUAUCGGUAUUGGGUCAGGAGUUCUGCUUGUUAGUUACUUCCAGAUCAUGCUAUGGGUGUCAGCAGCUGCAAGACAAACUCAGAGAAUCAGAAAAACGUAUUUCAGGAAAGUGAUGCAGAUGGAGAUCGGGUGGUUCGACUGCAACUCUGUGGGUGAACUCAACACAAGGAUAUCAGAUGAUAUCAACAAGAUUAACAACGCCAUCGCCGAUCAGGUUUCUAUCUUCAUUGAGAGAAUCUCCACCUUUAUUUUUGGCUUCAUGGUGGGAUUCAUUGGAGGGUGGAAGCUAACGCUGGUGGUCGUAGCUGUCAGCCCCCUGAUAGGAUUGGGAGCUGGACUAAUGGCCAUGGCUGUAGCCAGGUUGACAGGACGAGAGCUGAAGGCGUACGCGAAGGCGGGCGCCGUGGCCGAUGAGGUGCUGUCAUCCAUCAGGACUGUUGCAGCGUUUGGUGGGGAGGAAAAGGAAGCGGAGAGGUACGACAGGAACCUGGUAGAGGCUCAGAACUGGGGAGUGAAGAAGGGCUCGAUCAUUGGAGUUUUUCAAGGAUACCUGUGGUGCAUCAUCUUCCUCUGUUACGCUUUGGCCUUCUGGUAUGGGUCCAAGCUGGUCAUUGACACUAAAGAGCUAUCUCCUGGUGAUCUCAUUCAGGUUUUCUUUGGAGUACUCGUGGCUGCUACAAACCUGGGUCAGGCGGCGCCGUGUCUCGAGGCUUUUGCCUCUGGACGCGCAGCGGCAAAGACCAUCUUUGAAACCAUCGACAGGGAACCAGAGAUUGACUGCUUGUCAGAGGACGGCUAUAAACUGGACAAAGUCAAGGGUGACAUCGAGUUCCACAAUGUCACUUUCUACUAUCCGUCUCGACCAGACGUAAAGAUUUUGGAUAGUCUGAGCCUUCACAUCAGAGCUGGAGAAACCACUGCCUUUGUUGGACCAAGUGGAUCUGGAAAGUCCUCAGCCGUCCAGUUGAUCCAGAGAUUUUAUGAUCCGAAGGAAGGAAUGGUGACUCUGGAUGGGCACGAUCUCCGCUCUCUAAACAUCCAGUGGCUCCGCUCUCUCAUUGGCAUUGUAGAGCAGGAGCCAGUACUGUUUGCCACAACCAUCGCUGAGAACAUACGAUACGGCCGAGCUGGAGUUACAAUGGAGGACAUCAUCCAGGCGACAAAAGAAGCUAACGCUUAUAGUUUUAUUAUGGAUUUGCCGCAGAAAUUCGACACUCUGGUGGGUGAGGGCGGAGGUCAGAUGAGUGGAGGACAGAAACAGAGGAUCGCCAUCGCCCGCGCUCUUGUCCGAAAGCCAAGGAUCCUUCUGCUCGACAUGGCCACGUCUGCCCUAGACAAUGAGAGCGAAGCCAUUGUGCAGGAAGCAUUAAACAAAGUACACUCCGAAAGGACAACAAUCUCUGUGGCGCAUCGACUUUCGACAAUUCGAAGUGCAGAUGUGAUCGUUGGAUUUGAGCACGGACGGGCGGUGGAGAAAGGAACUCACAGGGAGCUGCUAGAGAGGCAGGGCGUCUACUUCACCCUCGUCACCCUACAGAACCAAGGAUCCUCUAACAUAGCUCAGGAUGGGACUAGUGAGGACUCUGAAGAGGAAUUUGACAUUAAACUGGGGGAUUUUAAGCGCUCCAGUUGUAGAUCCAGUGUAAGGAGCUCGGUGCGGCUGCGAUCUCAGAGCAAACUAUCGAGUGAUUUUGUCCCCGACUUUGUGUCAGGCAGUCUCAGGAUCACCUCGGACGUGGACACUCUGGCAGAAAAUAGUCUUAAAAAUAAGGCAGACGAGCCGAAAGAAUCUGCUUCAGUUGCACGAAUCCUGAAGUACAACCAGCCUGAAUGGCCGUACAUGCUGCUGGGCUCUCUGGGAGCCGCCAUCAAUGGAUCAGUCAACCCAAUCUAUGCUGUCCUGUUCAGCCAGAUUCUCGGGACUUUCGCCAUCCCUGACCUGGACGAGCAGAGGAGGCAGAUAAAUGGGAUUUGCCUUUUGUUCUGCAUCGUGGCUGUGAUCAGCUUCUUUUCCCAGUUUAUUCAGGGAUAUUCCUUUGCUAAGUCUGGAGAACUGCUGACCCGCCGCCUGAGAAAAGUGGGCUUCCAGGCCAUGUUGAAACAGGAAAUCGGAUGGUUUGAUGACCCUGAAAACAGUCCUGGAGCUCUGACCACCAGGCUGGCCACAGAUGCAUCCAUGGUCCAGGGGGCGACCGGCUCUCAGAUCGGCAUGAUUAUCAACUCACUGACCAGCAUUGGAGCCUCCUUCAUCAUCGCCUUUUACUUCAGCUGGAAGCUAACGUUGGUAAUCCUGGGCUUCCUGCCGCUCAUCGGCCUGUCGGGUGUAUUCCAAGCCAAAAUGUUGACAGGUUUUGCAAAUGAAGAUAAAAAAGCCAUGGAAGCUGCCGGUCGGGUUUCCAGUGAGGCUCUUGGCAACAUUCGGACUAUUGCAGGCUUGACCAAGGAGCGCUCCUUUGUGGAAUCGUUCGAGCAGAAACUAGAACUCCCAUAUAAAUCUGCCAAAAAGAGAGCCAACGUCUACGGACUCUGUUUCGGCUUAACUCAGUGUGUCAUCUUCAUGGCAUACGCUGCUUCAUUCAGAUUUGGGGGCUACCUGGUCCGAGCUGAAGGGCUUCAGUACAUGCUGGUUUUUAGGGUGAUUUCCGCUGUGGUGAUCAGUGGGACGGCCCUGGGAAGAGCCUCCUCCUUCACUCCUGAUUACGCUAAAGCUAAAACCGCCGCCGCUCAGUUUUUCAAACUGUUGGACAGAGUUCCAAAGAUCAGCCACAGCAAUGGAGAGAAAUGGGAAAACUUCAAAGGAGAAGUAAAGUUCAUAAACUGCAAGUUUACGUAUCCAACUCGACCAGACACCCAAGUGCUGAAAGGCCUGGUGGUGUCAGUGAAGCCUGGACAAACGUUAGCAUUUGUUGGGAGCAGCGGUUGUGGGAAAAGUACCAGUGUUCAGCUAUUGGAGCGGUUCUACGAUCCUGAUGAGGGCAAAGUGCUGAUUGAUGGCCACCCAUCCGAUUCAGUCAGCGUGCCCUUCUUAAGGUCUCAGAUCGGCAUAGUGUCGCAGGAGCCGGUUUUGUUUGACUGCACCAUUGCUGAGAACAUUCAGUAUGGAGACAACAGUCACAGAAUCGGCAUGGCAGAGGUUUUAGAGGCAGCGAAGAAAGCUAAUCUCCAUGACUUUGUGAUGACUCUGCCAGAUAAAUAUGAGACUCAGGUUGGAGCUCAGGGCUCUCAGCUCUCCAGAGGACAGAAACAACGCAUUGCUAUUGCCAGAGCUAUCAUCAGGAACCCCAAGAUUUUACUUUUAGAUGAGGCCACUUCUGCUCUGGACACAGAAAGUGAACAGAUCGUCCAAUCUGCUUUGGACGAGGCCAGGAAAGGACGCACCUGCAUCGUCAUUGCUCAUCGGCUGUCAACCAUCCAGAAUGCUGACAUCAUCGCUGUGAUGUCUCACGGAGAGGUCAUAGAGCAAGGCACUCAUGAUGAGCUUAUGGCCAAGAGGGGCGCUUAUUAUAAACUAGUCACAACUGGAGCUCCAAUCAGCUGAAUGUCUGUACAGUAAAAAGCAUUAAGGGAAGAUGCAGAGUACAAGAAAAAAAACUGAGUUAGAGUCUUUUUAUCCUUCAUCAAAUAUAUUUACACAUCUGCAAUAAAACUUCCUGUUACAGACACCAGAACAGAUUCUAGGUUUAUAAAUCUAAAUACUGGGUUAUGUGAACAACAGUUUUAUGUUCUCUAUCCUUCAAAUGAUUUUGUUACUCCUAUUUGAAUUAUUUUUAAAGUUAAAACCAUAAUAAACGUAAAAUACAAACUUUAUGUGGAAAAAAUGAAAGCAUGAAACACAAAAAUCAGCAUUUUCAUGCUUUAAUGUAAGAAAUUAAUCUUUGAGUUUCCUAAAUGAAUUAAAAAAAUGAAGUAUCUAGAAUUUAAACAUUCCUACCAUUUGUAAAAUAAUAUUUCAUGUUUUGCAUGAUUUAAUUUAUUGACAAAUAUUUAAAAAAAUUGAAAAAAUAUUAAAUGAUUGCUCUUUGUGAUAUAAAACACACUGGGAGGGAUUGUCAGGAAUGGGUAGAGUGGGACCCAAAAUGUAGGAAAUUAGGCUGAAUUCGAGUAACAUUUAAAAAAAAAAAAAAAA